CCUUCACGCUGGGACGGUGAGGCUGCCUCCUUUGCAAAGGAAUGUCGCUGCUUUAUCGCCGUCGGGAUGGAGCUCUGACAGAUGUUUUGAGAAAAAGAUGUCGGGGCUGCCAUUUCUGAUCUUACUAAAUAACCAUGAUGCUCAAAACAAGGUGGUAGUUGCUUCUAACUGGCAAGCGAGGACAUCUAGUCAGAUUCAAGAGCGCCCCUGCUAAAUUCAGUCAGUUUUUAGUGAUUUGGCAUCAUAUUUGCUGCUAAGCAUGGACCCAUAACUUCCUGAGCCAUCAGGAUACACUGUUACACUUUUCCUUCAGUUGCUUGUGACGAAUUGUCCGGAAAGUUCCUCUGAAAUAUCACGUGCUGCUGUUCAAGCCUGUGAAGUCUCAUCAAGAUGUUUUCAGCACUUAAGAAGCUGGUGGGAUCUGAGCCGGGGCAGCUCAGGGACAAGAACAUCCCAGCUGGCCUGCAGUCGAUGAACCAAAGUUUGCAGAGACGCUUUGCCAAAGGGGUCCAAUAUAAUAUGAAAAUAGUCAUCAGGGGAGAUAGAAACACUGGAAAGAGUACUUUAUGGCAUCGACUGCAGGGCAAGAAGUUUGUGGAGGAGUACCUACCCACUCAGGAGAUCCAAGCCACAAGUAUCCAUUGGAAUUACAAAACUACCGAUGAUGUGGUCAAGGUAGAGGUGUGGGACGUGGUUGACAAAGGCCAAAAAUAUCCUCUUCCUGAAGGUGUAGGCAAAGGCAAAAGACGCGGAGACAAUUUGAAACUGGAGAACGAGCCCCAAGAGUCAGAUGAGGUGGCUCUGGAUGCAGAGUUUCUGGAUGUGUACAAGAACUGUAAUGGAGUCAUCAUGAUGUUUGACAUUACCAAGCAGUGGACAUUUAACUACAUCCUGAGGGAACUGCCCAAAGUACCCACCCAUGUGCCAGUGUGUGUGUUGGGAAACCACAGAGACAUGGGCGAGCAUCGUGUCAUCCUCCCUGAUGAUAUAAGAGACCUGAUUGCUGGACUUAACAGACCAAUGGGAUCAUCUUACAUCCACUAUGCCGAGUCCUCAAUGAAGAAUGGUUUUGGCUUGAAAUAUCUGCACAGGUUUUUCAACAUCCCCUUCCUGCAGCUGCAGAGAGAGACGCUCCUAAGGCAGCUGGAGACCAACCAACUUGACAUGGAUGCCACCCUGGAGGAACUGUGUGUCCAGCAGGAGACUGAAGAUCAGAACUAUGAGAUUUUCCUGGAGAACCUGGAGUCUCGCAGUAAGGGCUAUGGCUCUCCUGGUCCAGCCAACGGGCAGAGUCCCUCCUCAGGCUCCCAGUCCCCCAUCGUUCCUCCCAGUGGGGCCUCCACAGGCAGCUCCAGCCCCAGCACCCCUCAGCCCCCCAUUCCCUCCCAGGUGCUCCCACAGUCGCCAUCUGUGUCAGCUUCUUCCCCUCCACCUCCCUCAACAGCAGUCAGUGUGGCAGCUUCACCCGCUGUUGAGGCGAAGCCAUCGGCUCAGUCACCUGAACACCUUCAGUCCUCAGCUGCAUCUGGGGCCUCAGCCCCCCAGAAACGCAGCUUCAUCUCCCGCUGGUUUGGUUCAUCUCCUGCUGCUGAGGCUAGUGCUUCUGCACCAGAGGGCUCACCUGCACCAGUGUGUCCUGCUAAGGUUCAGAGUGUGGAUGAUUUUGUGCCAGAUGAGGGACUGGAUAAAAGCUUCCUGGAGGACAGCCUGCCCUUGAAGACCAAGGUGCCCCAGCCUGCAGCAGCUCCUGCUGUAGACAGUGACAGUGAUGGUGAAGACAGAGGAAACCCCAUGGUGUCUGGUUUCCAGGAUGAGCUCGAUCCUGAUGACACUGAUCCCAGCCUUCCUCAACCUAAGACCCUGCCCCUCAGUAAAGAUAUCACUCUGACCAGUGAUGAGGAGGAGGGAGUACCAGCAGCCCCCACUAUCACACAUGACCAAGACCUGGACAGUGAACCUGAGCUGAAAGCGCCUGUGAUCCACGUCAUGAAACCAAAGGUUGCAUCUAAAGCUCCAGAGCCCAGAGGUCAGUCUGCAGCUCCCAUCUCCCUCACUUUAACUCCAGCAGCAGAGCAGCCGGCCAGACACCAAGGCAAGAAGAAGGGAAGCACGCCCAAAGCUGAGGACUCCGAUACAGACCCCGAGGCCCCUGUAGCUCAGCAGAUGCUCUCGUUUGUCAUGGAUGACCCCGACUUUGAGUCUGAAGCAUCAGACACACCAAAAAUAGCGAAGGAUGCAUUUCCAGUCAGAGAUGAGCUUCUGUCCGACCUCUCUGACAAUGACAUGCAGUUAGCCAAGGUACCAGAACCUCUGAAGCCCACUGUGAUCUCCUUCAAACACAAGGACGAUACCGACCUGUUCGGCCUCGGCAUUCAAGAUGAGGCUCCUGCAGCCAAAGACAGCAGUGAGGAGCAGGAAGAGAAAGAAAGCAAGCACUCCUCCAAAGAAAAGAAGAAAAAGAAGAAGAAAAGCAAAGAGGAAGACGAAAAGAGCAAGAAGAGACACAAACACAAGAAAAAGGAAAAGGAUGAAGCUGCAGCAGUGGAUGAGAAAGAGAAGAAGAAGAAAAAAUCCCGGACCAAGAAAACAGAAGUGGACGAGCUGGAGGACUUCCUGGGUGGAGGAGCAGGAUCGGUUAAAAGAGAUGACGGUGAUUAUGAGGAACUAUAAAAGCUCCUGUUUUAUUAGGAAAUGGAGCCGCAGAACAGCAGUGAAGCAUGUGGUCGUGACUUGUACAUGCAUAAAGCAGCAUCUCCAAGCCAUACGCAAUACACAAGGCUACUGACGACACCCAGGUAAAAUACCCAAGGACUCUGGUACCUGUGUGUUCCUUCUGAUUGAUUUCCCCAUCUGCACUACUGCUGUCACUUCCAUUCCAACCUGUAAGAAAUGGCGAGGAGACCCACAUGUACUGUUGUGAGAAGUGACGUUAAAGUUUGAUGAUCGAUGUAGCCACAAAUUGGCUCUUUGUACUUUGACAUGAUUCCAUAUGUUGGCUUAAUAUUUUCUUUGAUUUGAUACACUCUGCAAGCGAUCACUCCGAAUCAGCUUCUGUAAAUAGGGUUACCAUUUUGUCCGAAUGUUUGUUUGGUUGGUGUAAUAAUCGAGAGCAUGCUAAAAGUGAUGACCGACUCCUGACAGACUC
Molecule: messenger RNA, 3145 nt
Organism: Chelmon rostratus (copperband butterflyfish)
Lineage: Eukaryota; Metazoa; Chordata; Actinopteri; Chaetodontiformes; Chaetodontidae
Gene: rabl6b
Product: RAB, member RAS oncogene family-like 6b
Exons: 17
Coding region: 391-2670 (759 amino acids)
Cellular component (GO): cytosol; nucleus
Molecular function (GO): GTP binding
Source: RefSeq, a predicted model, not a curated record